AUGAUCAGAUCGAUUGUUCUUGCUCUGCUUCUGCUUUCGCAAUUGAUCAGCGUCGGGAGAUGCCUGCGGGCGGUCGACAGCAAUACUCGCGUAAACAGCAAUCAAACCUCGCGACACAGGCCAGGAAGAAGUCUCACCUUUCCUGAAUCGUCUAUGAUUCUGCUGAUUUUCGGCCUGGGCACUCCGCUGCAGCUGGAUCGCGAGAGCGUAAUCGUGGGCGUGUUUACGAAAAUGCAGUAUGCUUUGCCGAGCAACGCCACGGAUUUCACCGAGCCGGGUGUGUAUUAUUCGAGGGCUGCUGGCAGGAGUAGAUGGAGCAUUUACAAGAUGUUCGAGAAGGUGACGGCCAUGUACGGCUUUGGUGGCAAGGAAUGUUUGCUGAGGGCCAUUUGCGAGGUAGCGCGUGUGCCAUUUGACGUCCAUCACGGCUUGCUGGGGCAGCUGGUGCACACUUUCCUCAGGUAAGUGAGUAAAUCAGAUACCCAUCAUCCGCACAAAGAUCUGCGUUCUCA
Ooceraea biroi (clonal raider ant) is the source of this 512-nucleotide messenger RNA. RefSeq lists its product as uncharacterized. The record is from RefSeq and is a predicted model, not a curated record. NCBI's taxonomy places the organism in Eukaryota, Metazoa, Arthropoda, Insecta, Hymenoptera, Formicidae.